Messenger RNA from Meriones unguiculatus (Mongolian gerbil), 1968 nucleotides. RefSeq names its product phospholipid phosphatase 7 (inactive) (gene Plpp7). Gene Ontology annotation, cellular component: nuclear envelope. Lineage: Eukaryota; Metazoa; Chordata; Mammalia; Rodentia; Muridae. The transcript has 2 exons. Gene Ontology annotation, molecular function: sphingosine-1-phosphate phosphatase activity. Bases 270 to 1085 code for a protein of 271 amino acids. The record is from RefSeq and is a predicted model, not a curated record.
GCCCGAAGCAGCCAGGCCUCAGCUGUGGACUCAUCCUCCUCUCGCCUCUCGGUUGGCUCUCUUGGCGCUGGCCCCGGUGGGCUCCAUUGGCUGCCCAGCUGGCACUGACGUACCCUUGGAGCCCGGUGGCAGCUGGAGGUAAAAAGCCAUGUGCAAUCCUCCUCUCUAUAUUUAACAGCUGCUACAGAGAAAGUGGCGGCUCUUGUCUUCUGGGAGAAGGUCCUUGGAACUGGGCUGGGACUGGCCUUCUCAGAGUGAGCGAGGUCACCAUGCCAGCUUCCCAGAGCCGGACCCGUGCCAGGGACCGCAACAAUGUCCUCAACCGGGCUGAGUUCCUCUCCCUGAACCAGCCCCCCAAGGGGACCCAGGAGCCCAGAAACUCAGGUAGGAAGGCCUCAGGGCCCUCGACACAGCCCCCACCUUCCAGCGACGGGGCCCGGGAGCGUCGCCAGUCGCAGCAGCUGCCGGAGGAGGACUGCAUGCAGCUGAACCCCUCAUUCAAGGGCAUCGCCUUCAACUCCCUGCUGGCCAUUGACAUCUGCAUGUCCAAGCGACUAGGGGUGUGUGCAGGCCGGGCUGCAUCCUGGGCCAGUGCCCGCUCCAUGGUCAAGCUCAUUGGCAUCACAGGCCACGGCAUCCCUUGGAUCGGGGGCACCAUCCUCUGCCUGGUGAGAAGCAGCACCCUGGCCGGCCAGGAGGUGCUCAUGAACCUGCUGCUAGCCCUGCUCUUGGACAUCAUGACAGUGGCUGGAGUACAGAAGCUUAUCAAACGCCGAGGCCCAUAUGAGACAAGCCCUGGACUCCUGGACUACCUCACCAUGGACAUCUACGCCUUCCCCGCUGGCCAUGCCAGCCGUGCCGCCAUGGUGUCCAAGUUCUUCCUGAGUCACCUGGUACUGGCGGUGCCCCUGCGUGUGCUGCUGGUGCUCUGGGCCUUCUGCGUGGGCUUGUCACGGGUGAUGAUCGGACGCCAUCACAUUACAGACGUCAUCUCAGGCUUCAUCAUUGGCUACUUCCAGUUCCGCCUGGUGGAGCUUGUGUGGAUGUCUUCCAAUACCUGUCAGAUGCUCAUCUCUGCCUGGUGAGCCAGCACCACCACCCACCACCCACCCACGCUCUGGGCAGAGCUGGGCCCAAAGAGGUGGCUAGAGGUGGGUCAGUGGGAACGGACUGAAUCGACUGCCCCAUCCUGGUUGCAGGCUGGCUUGUUAGUACUGUGGGGCCUCUUGUCUUUCUCACCGGACUCUGUGUAUCCUGUGAGGCAGCCGGGACAACUUGAAUGGCAGGUGUGGUUAGCCUCCAUCCCUCCUAGAGACAACAGGCAAGAACAAGAUGGCCGAGCAGGAGCGGAGCCUUGCCCCUCACCACUGUGACAGUGGCUGUUGUGCCGUGCUGCCGCACCACGGCACAAAGUUGGGGGAAAUCCUCCCACCUCUCACCCAACAUAGCUGCCAGCCCAUCAGGGGUCACCGACAGCUUAGGGUAGCACGUUCCAAAAGGUGUCUGGGGGCCCCAGCCUGCAAGAUACUUCUGGGGGAAAGGCUUUCGUGGGCCAAUGCAUUUUGGGAACUCCCACACACUCAGCCCCCACAGUGGAUAUUCACAAGGGUGUAGAUUCUUUGGAAGGACACUGACGUGUCCUAUAGAAACACCAGCUGUUCGGGUCUCGUUUAACUCAGCAUUUCCUAAAUUUAUUUGACCACGCGAGCCUUUUCUCCAGGAAUAACUAUUAACCCACCAAGAACCUAGUGAAUUCGGGAAGCUGCUGUCCAGGAGCCAAAGGGCCUGGGACUCUCCCAGCAUCCAGCUCUGAAACCUGAGGAGAGCAGGCGCCCAGGCCAAAACCUACAGAAGGCUCCUGCCAUGGUCUCUGGGCACUGAUGCAGCUUUGGCUCCCAGGGGCCGGACUCUGUGACCUAAUAGGUCGUUUCCAAGUCAGGCAUUAUGGAUGCGCAUUUCAUGUGACAA